AGAUCACAAAACUUGAAUUGAAAACUUGAAAAAAAUCUAGAGGCUUCACACUUCAAUACAGACAUUAGUCUGUACAGAAUUUGUUCCUCCUAUAAUUUGUAAUUUUUAUUUCUGAUAUUCGCGAAAAAUUGAGUGAUCCCGGGGCGCCGAUAUCGGGCCUUUUUGCUCCACUCGUAAGUGUUAGAACGGAGGACAGACAAUUAUGUUUGUUGCUGUGCUUUUGAAUUUUUCCCCAUCCUCUCUUUUAUUGAGAGAAAUUUUCUUAUCGGUGAUUCAGCGUUUGUGGCAGGAAGACGUAUACGAUGAUUACGAGUCCGACUUUUAUUCAAACUCGACCACUCGACAGUCGCCAAAACUCUGCUUAGAAUGUAUUAAAAAAAAAAGUUGAGUGUAUAUUCAAACAUGCAGUUAUUUGAAAUUUUAAUUAUUUUUUUGCUGUACCAAUCACAAGUUUUUUGCGAUCAGUUAUUUACAUUUCGUGAAAAAUCUACUUAUUCCAAUUUCUGGUCUGGAACAUGGCCACGACAUCAAGUUCGACGACUAGUGUGCAUCAGUGAUAAUCCCUAUGAUCCGAUUAUUUGGAAUACAAAUCUUCAAUGGAAGCAUGAAGAUGUCGCCUACCUUGAUAGAAGAAACAUAUCUUCUCCCGAGCUGUCCAAUCCUAUUCCAGAUACUUAUGGAGUAAAUUGUGACUUCAGUGACGAAUCUGACCCUUGCUUUUCAAAAUGGUCACAAUUGAACGGUCAAUGGAAAGUUGUUGGAUCCUUAGAUGUACCUAUGGGUCCAAUUUUUGACAGCAGAUGGGACGAUUUACAGGAAUAUACGACUUUCUCCUCCGAAAGAAAGAGCUUUAAAUUUAUUAAGACAUUCAAAGAUAAUGAUGCCAUCGUUAUUUCUAUACGAGGAAGCGGCAAUGUGCAUUUCCUUUUGUGCACCAGCCGCACUUAUUCUACAAAUUUUUGUUACUGGAUUAUUCUUGGGGGAUGGUGGAAUGAAAAAGAUCCUCGUAGUGGAGUGCGAAAAUGCGUUGAUGGGGUCGGUAACGGCGGUUCUCCUAGCGGUAAACCAAAUUGUCAAGAGCUUCAUCGGAAGAUUAGUCAUGUGCCGUUGAGUAAGGACGAGUGGAAAACAUACAUUUUUAGCUGGCAAAAAGCGACUAAUACCAUCGACCUUUAUGAUUCCGACGGAUUAAUUCUGUCAUAUACUGAUGGUCAACCCCCCAUAGUCAACAAUGAAUCGCAACCCGAAUAUCACUUUUUCUUCGAUAAUCCACAGGACACAGUUCCAAAAAUUUAUCGUCUUCACAAUUAUACGUAUACUCUAGUACAGCAACCCCAAGCUGAAUUGAGUGCACAACUACAGCCCAUGGAUUCUGAUAACAUCUGCAUUGAUAUGUUGGUAGGAUUAUGUCCUAACUGUGAUAUAGAAAUCAGUAUAGUGGAUACAACUGAUCAGUCACUUGUAACAUCGACAUUCAGUGGUAAUACAGUGUUUCAAAAAGCUCGUCAUGCAUUACCACAAUGGCAACGUGCAAAGAUAGAAUUGCAAAACGUCACGAUAUACUCAUCUCCAUUUACUAUUCGUAUAAUUACAAAAUUAGCGGAUGAGAGCAACAGCAUAAAUCUUCAUUGGGCAAUUGCAAACAUUCGAGAAUGUUUGCCGGAAGGGACUGCCAAAAAAACCUCUAUGAUUGCGGUUCAAGACUCUGCCGGCAAUUAUUACUGGCCCAAGGUGACGUGUCAGAAAUUAUCCCACCAUGAAGAGAAUAGGAUGCUUCUAGAUCCUGAUAGAAAGACUCGAAUUUUGUUCCAGCCAUCAAAAUUCACAAAGGACAGUCAACUUUGCCAAGAAUCGUAUUUUGGACCGUAUUGUUCUACCCAAUGCAAUGAAUACUUUGAAUCAAAUUGUCGCAACGUGGUAAUGUGCGAUGAGGAAAAUUGUUAUUGUCUUUCGGGCACACAGGGAACGAACUGUGAUAUCGCUUGUGAUGUAGGGAAUUACGGUUACAAUUGUUUCAAAACGUGUGGAAGUUGUUUGGAAACAGCUGGCAAUAGAGACGUGUGUAAUAUCUACACUGGAAAGUGCAAUCAAUGUCAAACAUUUCCAGAUAAAUAUCUCAUUUAUCCCUACUGCAAAUCCGACGAAGCUGUAAAGCCACCACCAAGUCCCUCCAUCACCAAUAUAACGUCCGACAGUGCAGACGUAUCAAAUGUCAUUCCGAGUUAUGAAAAUGUUAAUAUUUCGGUUCAAUUUAUUCUAAAGAAAGACGGUGUGGAGAGUUAUCAAUACUUAGACGCCAAAGAAAUCCCCAAUUUUAAUUCAUCAUCACCUACAGCAAUAAAAUUGCACGCUAGGUUUAGUAAUUUGGAAGCUGGUACACAGUAUUACGCGAAGAUGUCAAUUACCAUCACAAACUACGGGUUCAAUUUGAAUGGAACAUGGGAAAAUUUCACAACUUCAUGUCACGACUCCAUGCAGUACACUGUCACGCCUGGAGAAAGAACCUUGACAGUUGCAAAAAAAACAAAGAAGGAAAUUGCCACUUCUUGUCCAGACAGUUGGUACAAAAUUAAACUUUACUCCGUAUCACCACGACGACUUGAGAAUAGUUCUAGUGUAUUUCCAGUAAACUUCAUGAAUUUGAAGCCUUACAACGAUUAUGAAGUUGAAAUAGUGGGCUUAGAUGGGAGUAUAUCCCAGAAGGAAAAUGUGAAGACCCUAGAAGCUGCACCAUCAGAAGUAAGAAAUCUGGAUGUAAAGGACAUAGAGAGCACAAGGGCGACGAUAACUUGGUCUGUGCCAGUGUCACCAAAUGGAAAAAUAAAGGGAUACACAAUUAGAAUCAAGCGAGAGUAUUGCAUUGCUUGUCACGACAAAAAAUCAGUGGGAUCAAAUCUAAAAGAAACGUUCAUGGAACUUAAUGACUCCGCAAGAGUUGCUGUGUUGACGGAUUUAACACCUUACUCUAGCUACACAAUUUCGGUAUCAGCUCAGAAUUCCAAGACUGGAAUAGAGCGAACAAUAUCAUUCGAUACAAAUGAACUAGAAAUUCCCACCGAAAAGUGGAUCGAUCUCAACUUUACGCCUGAACAAUCUAAAUUAACAUGGAAAGAUCCGGACUGUAAUGAUUGGACUGGUCCAGUUAACGGUUCUAAAUUAUUUUUCACUGGAGUCAGCACUGGUGUCAUAGAUUUUUACGAUUCUCAGUACACACCCUGGCACGAAUUUACGUUGAAUAAAACUCGCCCCCAAAACAUACAUGGAAAUGAAACUUACAAUGUGAAAGUUCAUCUACUGCAUUUUUUCAAAGCCGAUCAGUACAAUACUGGUAUUUUCCAAGAAUUAAAUUUCACGACUGUUCCAAGUGCUCCCCCGAAAGUUCGGAAUUUGGAGAUCGUCGAAGUUGACUCCGAAAAUGAGCUGAUAACUCUUCGAUGGCGAAAACCUGCACCGCCAACAAACGGUCGUAUCAUUAGCUACGAAAUUGAAGUUCCUUACGCAAAAAAUAAAUUCAAAAGUUUCAAGAUAUCAGCGGAUAAACCGUGUUACUUAUGGGACGAUUGGCUUUGCGAAACAGUGAAUCGAACUUAUACAUCUUCUGGACACAUACAGGUAAGCGCCCGCAACGAUGGAGUAAAGAAUUCUGGUGAAGUCAGCAAACUCAAUAAUCAAAUAGCCGAACAAGUUCCUGAAAAGCCUCGAGAUGUGAAUUUUGUAGUUUGUGACAAUGGAGUAGUAUAUCUCACGUGGCACCACCCAUGGAAGACAGGCAUUCGGAUGCAAAAAUUCCGAAUCAAAGGAAGCGUUUUACAGACCGAUUUAGCCCGAAAUUUAAACGCUUCUGAGAGCAAACCGGUUAAAGAACUUUUAAUUGAAAGCUACAAAAAGAUUUACGAUCUUUACCUACAUCUUCGUCCAUCGACCAUGUAUGAACUAACCAUUCAAGGGAUAGGUAAGAAAUCAGAGGGGAAAAUGGAGACGCUAAAAGUCACCACCAAACCAGCUUUCCAUUUUGGUCCGAUACGACAGCCCAUCAUUAAUGCUCAGGAAUCGCAAAUCGAUAUAGUCAUACCAGAUAUUAUCAACGACAUAAAAGGAAACGUCAUUCACAUAAUAUUGAUUGGCCCUAGGCCCUGUAGUUCAAGUUGGCCAAUUCCAAAAAUCGCCGAAAAGGAUCUACGUUUGAAGUCGGGUACAAGUGCUUGGCUCAUUGCUACAUUUCAGACGUUAGACACAGGAAAUACCACUUUUACUAUCGGCAAUGAUAAAGUCCACGGGAAUAUUGCUAAUUGUCCCCUUCCUAACGGUACUUAUGAAGUCGCCUACGUAGUACAUAACAGUAAUCGUAAGUCUUCGGACAGAUUUACAAAGGUCCUUGAUUGGCGAUCAAAAGAACUACAAAUUGGGCCAGUAACGAGGACACCAUUUGUAGUUUGGCUAGUACCACUUGUCCUGCUACUAAUUGCAGCUGCUGGUAUCGCAUGGUUCUACUCCAGAAGCAGGAUUCGAAAAGCUGUAGUCAAACGAAGAACUAAGUCUGAUGAUAUAUUUCCGCCGAUCCUCUCACGAAAGCACUCUUCAUGCAAGGAAACCUCAUUAUUAGUUGCCAGUCGAGAAUCUAUAACUGGAGUAUGUGAUGUAGUUCAAACUCCAGAUGUGAUUCCAGUGAACCAAAAAAAACAUGACGACAACCCUUCCCCUACAUUGAUAAAGCUGAAAGAGUUCCAGGAUUACGUGAAAAAUGGAAUUGCAUCCGGAAAACUCAACGCUCAAUACGAGGCGUUUCCAAAGGGACAGACCAAGUCUUGGGAAUAUGGACAACUUCCGGAAAAUAAAUCUAAGAACAGAUAUGCGAAUCUAAUAGCGUAUGAUGAAACCCGAGUGAAAUUGCAAAAGUUACCCGACGAUCCCUAUUCCGACUACAUUAAUGCAAAUUAUAUCAAGGGUUAUCAAAAAAAUCAAGCAUACAUCGCUACCCAGGGCCCUCGACAGAAUACUGUGAAUGAUUUCUGGCGAAUGAUUUGGCAGGAACGAGUCCAAAUAAUCUGUAUGCUAGCCAAUGUUCUUGAAAGUGGCAAGAAAAAAUGCGAGCAAUACUGGCCGGAAAUUGGUCGAGAACUUACAUUUGGUAACAUAACUGUUCACAACUUGAGCCAUACAACAUUUGCUGACUACACUUUCAGGACUUUCUCAGUAACAUGCGCUGAAGAAACGCGGAAGGUGGAACAUCUCCAUUAUACUGCAUGGCCAGAUCAUGGAGUACCUCAAUAUAUUCAAUCGGUGGUUACCUAUUUGAAAAAAAUACUUGCAACACCACUAGGACACGGCCCUAUAGUAGUUCAUUGCAGCGCAGGAAUUGGACGAACCGGAACGAUCAUCUUAUGUGACAUAUGUCUAAGGAAAGCUGCGGCCCAAGGCGUCAUUGAUGUCUUCGCCGAGACGAAGGAAAUAAGAAAUCAAAGAGCGAAUAUGGUAGACAACAAACAGCAGUAUCUUCUCGCUCAUUUAGCACUGGUGGAGACUCUCCUGGCGUUACCAACUGCAAUACCUUGCAAUGAUACACUACCAAUGAGAAUUCAGGAGUACAAGACCCAACUUUCCCUUCAGCAACAGAGGCUCGAGGAGAGCGCUUGGGAGGAUCAGGCACUUCAAUCACCGAUAUAUAAGCCAAUGGAAAUAUCUCAGAAGAACAUCGCCAAGAAUCGUUACCCGGAAUUGGCUGCUGUAGUCGGCCCAACUCUUCAUAUUUCCAGAUAUCCCACAACCGACGAUGACAGUGAUUAUAUGUUUGGUAGUUACGUAGACAGUGCGAUGCGUAAAAAUAAUUACAUUGCUUCCCAACUACCGUUACCAUCGACGGUGAAUGAUUUUUGGAGGAUGAUUGCAGAAUUCAAUGUUGAACUUGUUAUCGUUCUACAACCUCCUGAUGAGAAAGAUCCUACGUGCUGUGAGUUUAUACCGAAAUUCGAUGAGGAGUUAAAACCAACGCCUUUCUUAAAUUUCAAAGGAAGAGAACCGAUUGAUGAAGAUGUGUGCACGAGUCGAACAAUAUUAUUGACUGAUUCGUCUGCGAAACCGUCGAAGGAACGGACGAUUACUUUCUUAUGUUUAAAAGGAUGGGAACCGGGGCAGGAUAAAUUGCCACCGAAACCGAUAACUCUAGUUAAUUUUUGGCAGUAUGCUGAGAGAAUUUCUAGGGGAGAGGGGCCCACCGUUGUUCUGUGCCACGACGGGGUACGAAACUGCGGCCUCUACUUGGCACUCAGUUUCUUACUAGAAAGAAUGGGAUUGGAACGGGAGUGCGAUGUUUGCUUGGCCAUUCGAGCUAUCCGAAGAUCGAGACCAGAUUUCUGCAAAACUCUGGAUCAAUUUGAAUAUCUGUAUGAUACUGCACUCAUUUAUGCCGACUACUUUGAGACGUACGCAAAUUUUACGUAAUUGAAGCCUAUAAUUUUAGGUGAAUCAAACUUAUGUGAUGAUCUAUCAAGAACUGAACGUAUAGUCUAUUAACUUUCCGCUCUUAAAUUUCAUUAAAACAUGUACGGAAGGAGAAUGGAUCGACGAUUAUAAUAUUUUAAGGCAUGAGAGUCUCAGCCAGUAACUCAAAUAAAUUUUGUAUCCAAAAUACUUUACGUCUAAUGAUUAUCUAUGCAAGAUUAAUAAAAAUAUGA
Molecule: messenger RNA, 6671 nt
Organism: Diachasmimorpha longicaudata
Lineage: Eukaryota; Metazoa; Arthropoda; Insecta; Hymenoptera; Braconidae
Product: receptor-type tyrosine-protein phosphatase F-like
Exons: 31
Coding region: 403-6438 (2011 amino acids)
Biological process (GO): protein dephosphorylation
Molecular function (GO): protein binding; protein tyrosine phosphatase activity
Source: RefSeq, a predicted model, not a curated record